This is a messenger RNA of Brettanomyces bruxellensis, 1527 nucleotides long. RefSeq lists its product as uncharacterized. Bases 1 to 1527 code for a protein of 508 amino acids. The record is from RefSeq and is a predicted model, not a curated record. Gene Ontology annotation, biological process: phosphate ion transport; polyphosphate metabolic process; monoatomic anion transmembrane transport. Lineage: Eukaryota; Fungi; Ascomycota; Pichiomycetes; Pichiales; Pichiaceae. Gene Ontology annotation, molecular function: phosphate transmembrane transporter activity. Gene Ontology annotation, cellular component: membrane. The transcript has a single exon.
AUGGAGAGGAAGUCGCAGGCUGCACAUGCUGAGAAGACAAAACUUGGAGAGGUCGGGUACAGCGGGUCUGGCGAGAAGUACGAGAUUCCACUUGGCUCGGGACGCCGGCUCGUGCUUCCACGUGGCCUUUUUUCUGCGAAAUUUAUCGAGUUGGUGGUCAUCACGCUGGUUUCGACUCUUUUGCUCUUCCACUCACCCUUUAAGGACAAGCAGCAACGCAACUGCUUCUCGGUUCUCGUGUGUGCCUCGCUGUUGUGGGCAACGGAGGCCAUCCCACUAUUCACGACCUCGCUCCUCGUGCCGUUCUUAUUGGUUGUCCUAUCGGUGCUCAAGGACCCGGACACGGGCGAAGUCUUGAGUGCAGUGGAUGCUUCCAAGUUCAUCUGUGCCACAAUGUGGUCUCCCAUCAUCUUGCUAUUGCUUGGUGGUUUCACUUUGGCCGCUGCACUCUCCAAGUACAACUUGGACAAGAUAGCAUGCACUUUUUUGCUCUCCAAGGUGCCCCAGCACCCGGUGUACGUUUUGGGUGCCAUCAUGGUGGUUUCGACGCUUGUUUCUGCAUUCGUGUCCAACGUUGCCGCCCCGGUUUUGAUGUACUCGGUGAUCCGGCCCGUGCUAAGCACGCUUCCAGAAGGUUCCAGCUUCGCCCAGGCCUUGGUGAUCGGCAUUGCACUUGCAUCGGACGUCUCGGGCAUCAUCUCGCCAAUCGCGUCUCCGCAGAAUGUCGUGGCAUUGCAGAGUAUGGACCCACAGCCGAACUGGGCCCAAUGGUUCACUGUUUCCAUCCCCGUCUGCUGCACAGCCAUCGGCCUAAUCUACAUCUUUCUUCUCUUCAACUUCAACUUCAAGGGCACCACACUCGUGCCCAUCAAGAGGACCGCCGACAAGUUCACCUGGCAGAAGAUAUACGUCAUAGUAGUCUCCAUUGCCACCGUCAUCCUGUGGUGCUUGGCCUCCGCACUCCAGAACUAUGUCGGUGACACUGGAAUGAUUGCCAUUGCGUCCAUGGUGGCUUUCUAUGCCCCGGCCAUCCUUUCCCCGGACGAUUUCAACAACUACCCCUGGACCAUCGUCAUGCUUGCCAUGGGGGGCUUGGCCUUGGGCAAAGGUGUCACCGUUUCCGGAUUGUUGCAGACAAUAGCCCAGGGAAUCCAGGAGAGGCUAGCAGGGAAGGAUUUGUUCACCGUCUUGUCCAUUUUCGGCAUCAUAGUCAUGAUCACUGCCACCUUCGUCUCCCACACUGUUGCAGCCCUCAUCAUCAUUCCUCUCAUCGAGGAGAUCGGAAAGUCUCUGCCCGAUCCUCAUCCAAACUUGUUGGUCAUGGCUGCUGCCUUUUUGUGCUCCUCCGGUAUGGCUCUCCCGACUUCCGGCUUCCCGAAUGUCACUGCCAUCGGCUUGCGUGACAAUGUUGGAAACUCCUACGUCACCGUCUCCACUUUCAUGAGAUGCGGAGGUGUGGCUUCCAUCGUCUUGUAUCUUGUUGUUGUAUUCCUAGGCUACAUGAUCUUACGUAUGAUGAACUUCUAG